UUUUAAUUUCUUUAAUUAAUUAAUUAAUUUAUAUAUCUUCCUCCCGUUCGAUAUUCUUUUUUCUCUCCCAUUUCGUUCACGGAGCUGCGGGGGGAGAGAGAAAUCGAGGAGAGAUCGAAGGUGAUUGCGCGAUCCCCCUUGGAGCGUUCGCUCUCAUCGUCACUUCGUCUUCCUCCUCCUCCGACGAUCCGUCGUGGUGCGGGGCGGGGCGGGGGUUGGGGUUUCGGUCGAUUUCGGUGGCGGAGGAGGUGAAUUGCGUCGCGAAUCGCGCGGUUAGGGUUCCGUUUGAUGAGGCCCUCGUCGCCGCCCCCGAGGAAUGCUCCCCCUGCUUCCGCUGCUUCCUAGGGCAUCCCCCGCCCCCGAUCUCCGCCGCCGCAGCUUAGGAUGGACGUGGACGCGGCGAUGACGACCGAGUCCGACCACGAUCCGGCCUCCGCCGCCGCAGCCGCGAACCACCACCACGAGGACCCGUCGACGUCGCCCGCGGCGGCGCCGUCCGGGGCGCCGCCGCCGCAGCCGCCGCAGCAGCAGCAGCAGCAGCCGGUCGUGGCCGGGCCGAGGCCGGCCCCGACCUACAAGGUGGUGAACGCGUUCAUAGAGAAGAAGGAGGACGGGCCCGGGUGCCGGUGCGGGCACACGCUCACGGCGGUGCCGCCCGUGGGGGAGGAGGGCACGCCGGGCUACGUCGGGCCGCGCCUCAUCCUCUUCGGUGGCGCCACCGCCCUCGAGGGCAAUUCCGCUGCCCCGCCAUCCUCCGCCGGUAGCGCGGGCAUCCGUUUAGCGGGUGCAACUAAUGAUGUCCACUGUUAUGAUGUGUUGGCUGGUAAAUGGACGAGGCUCACUCCACUUGGAGAGCCACCGUCACCAAGAGCCGCACAUGUUGCAACUGCUGUUGGUACUAUGGUAGUCAUUCAGGGUGGUAUUGGCCCUGCUGGUUUAUCUGCGGAGGAUCUUCAUGUUCUGGAUCUAACGCAACAACGGCCACGGUGGCAUAGGGUUGUUGUACAAGGACCAGGUCCUGGUCCGCGAUACGGGCAUGUGAUGGCUUUAGUUGGGCAAAGGUUUCUAUUGGCUAUUGGUGGGAAUGAUGGUAAGCGUCCUUUAGCUGAUGUUUGGGCACUUGACACUGCUGCUAAACCUUACGAGUGGCGGAAGCUAGAACCGGAAGGCGAAGGCCCACCUCCAUGCAUGUAUGCAACUGCAAGUGCACGUUCUGAUGGUCUUCUUUUGCUUUGUGGCGGGAGGGAUGCAAACAGUGUGCCCCUGUCAAGUGCAUAUGGUCUUGCAAAACAUAGGGAUGGGCGUUGGGAGUGGGCUAUUGCUCCUGGUGUCUCUCCAUCUCCAAGAUACCAACAUGCAGCGGUUUUUGUCAAUGCACGACUUCAUGUAUCUGGAGGGGCUCUUGGAGGGGGCCGCAUGGUAGAAGAUUCUUCUAGCGUUGCAGUUCUGGAUACUGCUGCGGGGGUAUGGUGUGAUACAAAAUCAGUUGUUACGAGUCCCAGAACAGGCCGGUAUAGUGCUGAUGCAGCUGGUGGAGAUGCUUCAGUUGAGCUAACGCGACGCUGUAGACAUGCAGCUGCUGCAGUUGGUGAUCAGAUUUACAUUUAUGGAGGCUUACGUGGUGGUGUGCUUCUUGAUGAUCUUCUUGUUGCUGAGGAUCUGGCUGCUGCUGAAACCACAAGUGCAGCGUCCCAUGCUGCUGCAGCUGCUGCAGCCGCCAAUGUACAGGUAGGAAGAUCACCAGCAAGAAGUACUUAUGCUGAUGAAAGACAAGGACAAACCGGUCCUGAAGCCGUUCCCGGCAGUGCUGUUGUGCUUGGAACUCCAGUUGCUCCUCCUGUUAAUGGAGAUAUGUAUGCUGAUAUAAGCACUGAAAAUGCCAUGCUCCAAGGACAAAGGAGAGUGAGCAAAGGCGUGGAAUAUCUUGUUGAAGCCUCAGCUGCAGAAGCUGAGGCAAUUAGUGCUACUUUAGCUGCUGCAAAGGCUCGGCAAAUCAACGGUGAAGUGGAACAAACACCCGAGAGAGAUCAUAGUUCUGAUGCCACACCGAGUGGAAAACAAAUCUCAAGCCUGAUUAAAGUGCCAGACCCUUCACUUUCAAAUACACUUUCAAAUAGUGCCACACCACCUGGCGUUCGGCUUCACCACAGAGCGGUAGUUGUAGCUGCAGAGACUGGGGGUGCUUUGGGUGGUAUGGUUCGGCAGCUCUCGAUCGAUCAGUUUGAAAAUGAAGGAAGAAGGGUCAGUUAUGGCACUCCUGAGAGUGCAUCAGCAGCCAGAAAGUUACUAGACAGGCAAAUGUCUAUGAAUACCGUGCCUAAAAAGGUAAUUGCACAUCUUUUAAAACCCCGUGGAUGGAAGCCCCCCGUGCGCAGGCAGUUCUUCCUGGAUUGCAAUGAGAUUGCGGAUCUCUGCGACAGUGCUGAAAGAAUAUUUUCAAGCGAGCCAAGUGUUCUUCAACUCAAAGCCCCCAUUAAGAUCUUCGGUGAUCUCCAUGGUCAGUUUGGCGAUCUCAUGCGCUUGUUUGAUGAGUAUGGUGCUCCUUCAACAGCUGGGGACAUUGCUUAUAUCGAUUAUCUAUUCUUGGGAGAUUAUGUUGAUCGUGGCCAACACAGUUUGGAAACAAUUACUCUUCUUCUUGCACUGAAGGUUGAAUAUCCUAAUAAUGUACAUUUAAUACGUGGAAACCAUGAAGCUGCAGAUAUCAAUGCUUUGUUUGGCUUCCGGAUUGAGUGCAUUGAGCGGAUGGGAGAGCGAGAUGGUAUCUGGACUUGGCACCGCAUAAAUCGACUCUUCAAUUGGCUUCCUUUGGCUGCAUUAAUAGAAAAGAAAAUAAUCUGCAUGCAUGGUGGCAUCGGUCGAUCUAUCAAUCAUAUUGAGCAGAUCGAAAACCUUCAAAGACCAAUUACAAUGGAAGCAGGAUCCAUUGUUCUGAUGGACCUUUUAUGGUCUGAUCCAACAGAAAAUGACAGUGUUGAAGGGUUAAGACCAAAUGCUAGGGGUCCGGGCUUGGUAACAUUUGGGCCCGAUCGUGUUAUGGAAUUUUGUAAUAAUAAUGACCUACAGCUAAUAGUACGAGCCCAUGAAUGUGUGAUGGAUGGCUUUGAGCGAUUCGCUCAAGGUCAUCUGAUCACUCUCUUCUCUGCUACUAAUUAUUGUGGUACUGCAAACAAUGCAGGAGCUAUUCUAGUUUUGGGGAGAGACCUUGUGGUUGUUCCCAAACUUAUCCAUCCUUUACCCCCUGCAAUUACUUCACCCGAAACCUCUCCAGAGCGUCAAAUUGAGGAUACAUGGAUGCAGGAGCUUAAUGCCAACAGACCGCCAACCCCCACGAGGGGCCGCCCACAAGUAGCUAAUGAUCGAGGUUCUCUUGCCUGGAUAUAAUAGUUUUUCUCAUAUGUUUAUAUAUUCCGUUAUUUUCAAGGCUCCUGGUUGGAAUAUAUGGCAUUAAAUUUAAUCCUCUAAUAUACGACGGAUCGUGGCGAGAUCAAUGAGCUGAAGAAUUCGAGUGCCUGAUGGGGUUCGGCGAGGACAAGCAGCUUUUCACAGGAAAGGAUGAAAUUCGAAGCAGAAAAAACUCUGAUCAACACACGACUUACCAAUCUCUCGCGUUAUCUAUAAUUGCUUCAAUGCAUUGAGAAAUCCUCUGAAACAUUGAUCAGGAGUUUGCCUCAGUUCCUGCUGAGUCUUCGCCUCUUUGUAUAUUCAGCUGCUGGGUUAGAUAGGUUGAGCAUAUGCUUGUUGUCUUUCUGUGUUUACCCAAUUGGAUAUUGUGCGGAUAGGGCCUUUUCUAUUGCUAGUCGGGUAUUCUUUCGUGCCAUCUAGAUUUUUCUGUCGAGGGGACGUAACUAGUGUUGGUGAAAUAUUACGAGUUCCCACAACGGUCCUGGGGUGCAAGUCUCUGUAUAAUAGAAAUGUCUUGUUGUUGUAGCGCAUAUAUCAACUCUUAAUUUCUGUGGUGCUGUUUAUGUACAAUGUGAGUUUUGAGUUGAUGUACGAGGAUUGAUGAAGAGCAUCUUGGUUAUAGUUGAGGCCU
Ananas comosus (pineapple) is the source of this 4036-nucleotide messenger RNA. RefSeq names its product serine/threonine-protein phosphatase BSL2 homolog. Gene Ontology annotation, biological process: brassinosteroid mediated signaling pathway. NCBI's taxonomy places the organism in Eukaryota, Viridiplantae, Streptophyta, Magnoliopsida, Poales, Bromeliaceae. Gene Ontology annotation, molecular function: phosphoprotein phosphatase activity; protein binding. The coding region runs from base 385 to 3384 and encodes 999 amino acids. The record is from RefSeq and is a predicted model, not a curated record. The transcript is spliced from 21 exons.